ACUCUGCGCAUGCGCAUUGAGUCCGAAGGCCGCUUCAGAGAUGAGCAGCGGCGGCAGUCCUGCGAGCGCGACUCCGAGCCCAAACAAAACCGGCGAGUCUCCGUUUUCCGGUGGCAGCAGCAAGAAGCGGGAUUCGUUGGGGUCGGCGUCAUCCCAGCCUAUUUUAAAAGAUGUUGGAGAAAUAUAUUCACGACUUUUGGAUCACAGACCAGUUAUUCAAGGAGAAAUUCGCUAUUUCAUUAAAGAAUUUGAAGAAAAACGUGGUCUCCGGGAAGUACGGGUUCUUGAAAACUUAAAGAGCACUGUUUUUGAGGCAAAUGAUCAAACUCUGCCAAAGUGUGAAGAAGUAAUGCAUGAAAAUCUAAAUGAAGCCCUCAGGAGAUUACAGAUAGCAAAUGAAAUGAUCAACCGACUGCAGCAGAGAGAGCAGGAAGAAAGACAGCUUCAGAUUGAAAAACUCAUGGCAGACGAAACUCAACGUAGAGAACUGUGGGAGGAAUUCAUGAAGGAACAGCAGAACAUAAAAGCAGUUGUGGAUGAAGAACACACAAAAGCCAUGGAGCGCCUUAAAGAACAAUAUUCUGCAAUGGAAAAAGACUUGGCCAAACGUACUAUUUAAAAAGAACUCAUUCACAAUGAGAAUGUUGUUCAUUUACAGUAUUGUUGUCUUAUUCUCAUAAUAUUCCAAUCUUUCCCAAUUCCUGGGUGGCUGGAGUUCAUGCACUAUACCAGGAAUAGCAAAAACAAAACACCUGGGUGGCUAUUAUAAUUUACCUCUUGCACUGAAUAAUCAUGUUCUAUGUAAUUUAAGAAAACCCAGAGUAUUUUGGAGUCAAAAUACUGUUAUUCUUUAGCAAACUAGACUAGCACCCAUUUCUUGCUUUGUGCACUCAUCUUCUUCAUGCAGGUCAUUCAAAUAACAUUCAGACUACUUUUUCCCAAAGAGCACAAAUUUUUGGUGAUGGGCUUGUUGGUUUACAGCAGGACUGUAGCUGUGUAGUCCCACAAAGCUGUGGAAAAAUAAUGCUCUGAAGUUUUUGAACAAAUUCUUGAUGCUGGUAAAGUUGUCAGCUUAGUAUCCUUUAGAAAGAAGUUAUCAUUCCAGAUUAUAUGUUUUGACAAAAUAAAAUCAUGAAAAUGAGUGGACUGCCAACCUAUUUCUCAAAUAUUAUUUAACUGCCAUCUAGAUAUUUGUCCUGCUGGCGGUUCAUUGUAUACAGAAUAACAGUCUUGUUUGGUCUGUUAAAUAAAUUUUGUUGGGCACUGUGUCUAAACUUGUAUCCGUGACAGUACUUAAUGUUAAAUUGCCUACUUUCUGUUACUGUGGCAGAUUAAAUAGUUUUCAAUCGAAAGGAAGAGCUUUACAUAUCAGAAGUUUAAAUAUUAACAUAAUAAAAAGAAGUUUUUUGAUUA
Anolis sagrei ordinatus is the source of this 1413-nucleotide messenger RNA. RefSeq names its product biogenesis of lysosomal organelles complex 1 subunit 5 (gene BLOC1S5). The record is from RefSeq and is a predicted model, not a curated record. NCBI's taxonomy places the organism in Eukaryota, Metazoa, Chordata, Lepidosauria, Squamata, Anolidae. Gene Ontology annotation, cellular component: BLOC-1 complex; transport vesicle.